GACAGCUCGAGAACGGACGUGAAGAUUUUCUCAGGAAUGUAGGAAAGGGCUUUCCUUCUUCCCUCUCUUCCCGCCGAGCUGUGUAGCUGUAACUUACGACGUUCAUAUGCAUCUGACCGUAACCUCCACACAGUCUCCAGCCUGCCAAUCAACAUCAUCUGACUUGUCUUCUCUUUUCCGGGUGCUAUGGGUCGCGGUUUCUUCCCCGCAGAGUCCAAUGGGCUGCAAAUAUGUGUUCGCAGGUUUGACUCAGCCGCUGUCGCAUGCAGUUAUCACCGCGUCGCCCUUCUUCCUGCUCGCGUUUUCAAUAACGAAGUUGCACUGCUGAUCGUGCAUGUGUAGACGGCUGCAAUGCGAGUUGCACCCAGCGGUGUAUAAAAGCCUGUAGAGCCAGGGGUUUGGGGAUACAAGCCAAGUCGUUUUUCCUUCUAUCGCCCUCCCCCUCGUUCAAGAGCUGUCGAGUGCCGGUCCACUCUCUUAUUCUUCCUUCGUCGACUUUUGCUACAAGUCUUUCGAUUUCGGCCGGUCCUCUCAUUCAACCUAGUGCUACAUAGCAGUCUUCCUUGCUCAGUUCUUCACACUCGAAUAUGUUGUUCAACGCUCUCUUCGCUUCCGUCGCGCUCGUCGCGUCGCUCGCCGGCCAAGUCCGCGCGCACGGUACUAUCACCGCCGUCACAGGUGCCAACGGCGUUCAAGCUGCUGGCUUUGGUAUCAUAGCGAGCACGCCCCGCAAUGGAGCGUCGCCCAAGCCAUUUGAGCAGGACACGUCCGUCAUCCGCGAUGCCGAGAUCGCGUCCGGAAAGACGGGCGUCUGCGGGCGGACAGCUGCCGGCGGCAACAACGACGUCGUGCAACAGCUCGCUACUGCCUCGCAAGCCGGUCUCCCGACGACGGCUGCAGACGGGAGUAUCUCGAUGACGCUCCAUCAGGUCAACCAGGACGGCGCAGGGCCAUAUAGCUGUGACGUCUCGGGCGACGGCGGCAACACUUUCACGGCCGCCACUGUGACCAAGAACGUCCCGGGUUUCGCGAGUCUCAGCCUCGCAAAGGCACAAGACUUCCCGCUCGAAGUCCAAAUGCCCGCCACGACGGCUUGCACAGGAGGACCGAACGGAGACGCAUGCAUCCUUCGCUGCAGGAACAAGGCUCUUGCGGGUCCCUUCGGGUCUUGUGUGGCCGUCGCUAAUGGUGCUGCUGCCGGUACUACGGCCGCUGCGGCUAAUACGACUAGCACUGCUGCAGCUGCACCCGCAGCAGCAGCAGCAGCUGGGGGAGCCGCUGCAUCCGCCGCCCCCGCGGCUGAGGCAGGAGCCGCAGAUGCAAACAACGCUAAGGCAGGUGGCGCGGCGGGUCUCCUCGGCAAGCUCCUUGGGAAGAACAAGAAGCGCGUGAUUCACUCGCGCAUUGCUGGGAAGCGCGCUGGGUACUGGAUCGACGAGUAGACGAUUUCAUGUGCAUGUUCUGACGAUGGACAGUGACGGACUUGUACGGACGUGCAUGGUAUACUAGGGACUUGGAUCGUAACUCUUUCAGGCUAUGUGGUUCUCUGAAUCUAUAUGAUACAGUUGGUCCCGCCUC
Molecule: messenger RNA, 1578 nt
Organism: Heterobasidion irregulare TC 32-1
Lineage: Eukaryota; Fungi; Basidiomycota; Agaricomycetes; Russulales; Bondarzewiaceae
Exons: 7
Coding region: 588-1442 (284 amino acids)
Source: RefSeq, a predicted model, not a curated record